This is a messenger RNA of Aspergillus heteromorphus CBS 117.55, 1654 nucleotides long. Its product is annotated as MFS transporter. Gene Ontology annotation, molecular function: transmembrane transporter activity. The transcript has 2 exons. Bases 146 to 1654 code for a protein of 502 amino acids. The record is from RefSeq and is a predicted model, not a curated record. Gene Ontology annotation, biological process: transmembrane transport. NCBI's taxonomy places the organism in Eukaryota, Fungi, Ascomycota, Eurotiomycetes, Eurotiales, Aspergillaceae.
CUCGGAACGAAAUACGUCCCUGCGAUUGGCUGCUGCAUCUACACCCAUUGAGUCGUCGAGGAAGUAUAAAAAGAGAGAGAAAUGGAUAAACCAUGGCAGUAGAGCACCAGACUACUACCUCACUUGACCUUCCUUCCAUCUCAACAUGAGUGACGAGAAUCCAAGUGCUUCCAAGGAGAGGAUCGCGCCUUUCCCUACGGAAGACCUCGAAGCCGCCAAAGCAACAAACGAGCCAUCCCCCGACAUGGAAGAGAACAAAGACCCCAACCUCGUCACAUGGAACGGGCCCGAUGACCCAGAGAAUCCCAAGAACUGGCCCAAGGGCUCGCGAUGGAAGAACACCUGGACCGUGUCCCUCUUCGUCUUCAUUUCGCCCGUCUCGUCGUCAAUGAUCGCCCCCGCCAUGCAAAAUCUCGGUAAGUCCCUGGGCAUGCACAGCGAGAUUGAGGUGUACCUGUCCAUGGCGAUCUUUAUCCUCGGGUACGCUAUCGGUCCCAUCUUUUUCGGGCCUGCGUCGGAGCUCUAUGGCCGUGUGCGUCUGCUUCAGGUCAGUAAUGUGUGGUAUUUGGCCUGGAAUAUGGGAUGCGGGUUCGCCAAGACGAAGAGUCAGCUUUAUGCUUUUCGCUUUCUUGCGGGCAUUGGUGGCAGCGCGCCACUGGCAAUUGGGGGAGGAGCCAUCAGCGAUAUGUGGAGCGCUGAAGAACGCGGCAAAGCCAUGGGCGUCUAUACUCUUGGCCCACUGCUUGGACCCGUCGUCGGACCCAUUGCCGGCGGCUUCAUUGCACAGUACUCGACAUGGCGGUGGGUGUUCUGGGCAACUUCCGCCGCUGCCGUCGGGGUGCAGGCCGUUGGGCUCAUCUGGCUGCGCGAAUGUCACCCAGGCACACUCCUCCGCAAGAAGCGCGACCGCCUUGUCCAGGAGACGGGAAACCAAAACCUGCAUACCAGCGAGAAGGUCGAGUCACUCGCGUAUAAGCUCAUCCAUGCUCUUGAACGACCAGUGCUCCUGUUCACCACACAGCCCAUCAUCUUCUGCAUGGCCAUCUACAUGGGGUAUCUCUUUGGAAUAACUUACCUCAUGCUCGCGACAUUCCCCGGGAUCUGGGACGGAGUCUACCACGAGAGCCCCAGCAUCGGCGGACUCAACUACCUGUCCAUCGCCAUCGGGUCAUUUGCCGGUCUCUUUUUCAACCUCAAGCUCGUCGACCGCAUCUACAGGGCCCUCAAGGCGCGGAACAACAACGUCGGCAAGCCUGAAUUCCGCAUGCCGUCGUUAGCCGUGGGCUCUGUCAUCAGCACCAUCGGCCUCUUCUGGUACGGCUGGAGCAUCGGACACACGCACUGGAUCAUGCCCAACAUCGGUGCUCUGAUCUUCACGGCUGGUACUAUCUCCUGCCUGCAGGGCAUGCAGACGUACAUUGUCGACAGUUAUCAGACAUACGCUGCCAGCGCCAUGGCAGCUUGUGCUAUUCUUCGCAGCUUGGCUGGCUUUGCGUUCCCGCUCUUCUCGUCAUAUAUGUACGAUGAUCUGGGGUAUGGGUGGGGGACUAGCGUGCUGGCAUUCAUUACCAUCGCCAUUGGCUGGACAGCGCCUUUCGCCUUUUGGCAUUUUGGACCCAAACUUCGGGCCGUUUCCAGAUAUGCCGCUGGCUAA